GGUAGUUAGUUGGUAGUUAUGGAAAGCGAGUCUUGAGAUGGCUCCGAUUGGAGGAGAAGACGAGGACGUGAAUAUGAAAAAGAAGGCGAAAGAGUCUCUGGAGCUGAGCCAGGACGAGUCAGAGGCCGUGUCGAGAAUCGUCGUGCCGGCUCAGCGACCCGGCGAGUCGAGCAUAUACGAUAUGUUCUCUCUUAGAGGCAUCAGAGUCGACCGAGCCCAACCCGGAUUCGUCGUCUGUACUCUUCAGGUCCCUCCCCGCCUCACUGAUAGAGCUGGAAAUUUGGCCCAAGGUGCAAUUGCAAACCUUGUUGAUGUAGUUGGUGCUUCUGUAGCAUAUAUUCACGGUCUCCCUAUGAAUGUUUCCGUAGACAUAUCUGUCUCCUACAUGUCAAAGGCAAAGCUUGAUGAUGAGUUAGAGAUCACCUCUCAAAGGUUAGGACGAAGAGGAGGAUAUUCUGGAGCAAUAGUGAUUCUGAGAAACAAAGCAACUGGAGAGGUUGUUGCUGAAGGUCGACAUUCAAUGUUUCGUCCUGCUGCUAAACUUUGAGGCCUUAUUAUAUAGGUUGGUAAUCCAGUUUGACUUCUCAUAACAAUACAAUUUAUUUACUCAUACAAAACCCAAUCUGUGAUAGUAUUUAGCACAAUACAAUCCAACUGGAUAGUACAAUCCUCUUCAAAUAUAUGUAACAUGCCAUUGAUUAGAGUUUUUCAUACAUGUAAGUUGCAAAUGUAACAAUUGAUAAAUUACCUGGUUUUGAGUCUUUUGACAAAUAAAACAUGUUCAAUCUUGAUGAGAAAUUAGACCUUUAUUCA
Molecule: messenger RNA, 813 nt
Organism: Rosa rugosa (rugosa rose)
Lineage: Eukaryota; Viridiplantae; Streptophyta; Magnoliopsida; Rosales; Rosaceae
Exons: 3
Coding region: 38-547 (169 amino acids)
Molecular function (GO): fatty acyl-CoA hydrolase activity
Source: RefSeq, a predicted model, not a curated record